Rhodamnia argentea is the source of this 470-nucleotide messenger RNA. RefSeq names its product kirola-like. The coding region runs from base 16 to 468 and encodes 150 amino acids. The record is from RefSeq and is a predicted model, not a curated record. The transcript is spliced from 2 exons. Gene Ontology annotation, biological process: defense response. NCBI's taxonomy places the organism in Eukaryota, Viridiplantae, Streptophyta, Magnoliopsida, Myrtales, Myrtaceae.
GCAGAAGGAGAGAACAUGGCUCAAUUGGGGAAGUUCGAGUCUCAGCUGGAGUUGAAAUCACCAGCUGAGAAGGUAUUUGAUAUCUUCCGGAGAAAAUCCUACCUCUUCCCAAAAAUCGUCCCUCAAAUGGUUAAGGAUGUAAAACUAGUAAGCGGUGAUUGGGAGUCUGUGGGCUCAGUAAGGCUCUGGAAUUAUGUUGCUGGUGAUUGCGAGAGCGGGAAGGAGACUGUGGAAGCUUUCGCCGACGACCCGAAAUCCAUCACAUUUACUUACUUGGAUGGAGCGGCGAUGGAUCUCUACAAGAGCCUCAAGGUGGGCUUCCAGUUCUCUUCGGAGGGCGAACACUGCAUGACGAAAAAGGUUCUGGCUUACGAGAAGCGCAAUGCCAACGUUCCCGACGCGGAUAAGUACCUGGAGUUCACGUGUGGCAUGCUCCCCAGCGUUGACGCCUACCUUCUCAAGGCGUGAAA